Messenger RNA from Brugia pahangi, 1050 nucleotides. NCBI's taxonomy places the organism in Eukaryota, Metazoa, Nematoda, Chromadorea, Rhabditida, Onchocercidae. The record is from the annotation of a GenBank genome assembly.
AUGCGACUAAAUAACAACAGCUCUAGUUCAGCAUCGGUAGCAUCACGUCUGUACACGAACGGUACACGUGGGUCACAACGUGGUAGCUUUGGUAGUGAACCAGAAUUGAUGAGUUUUAGCGAUAAUGAAACAUCCAUUCAUGAAUUAAAUGAAAUUUGUAGUCAGGUAUCAUCACUUUCUAAGAAAGUUAAUGAAUUAGAAGAGGAGCGGAUGAAUUCAGCUGAAGAAAAAGCACGAUUACGAGCUGAUAAUGCCGUGCUUACCGAGCGUGUGCAUAUUUUAGAAGAGCAGUUGCAGGCUGCUGAACAAAGGUGGAAGGAAAAAUUAAUAGAAGAAAAAAGCCGUAAUCGUGAUAUUAUAUCAAGAAUGGAACGUGAAAAGCAAUUGGAAAUAGAAAGUGCUGCUUUAAAAUAUCAGAUGCUAGAAAAAGAUUGUGCUGGCUUGAGGAAAGAGAAGGAUAAAAUGCAAAAUGAUAUGCUUCAUUUACAAUUGAAUCUUGAAAGUGCACAAGAUCAACUGAUUGAAGCAAAUGCAAUGUGUGAAACAUUAGAGGAAACUCGAAUUAAAAUUGAGAGAGAUUUUAAAAGGUUUCGUGAGGAAGCACAGCAAGACAUUGAUAGUAGUUCAGAAUUGGUUGAGGAACUUUCGCGACAAACGGACGAAUUAAGGCGACAAAAAAAUGAAGCAUUGCCGAGAACAUCAGUUACUGAACAAAUAGUAUCGUUGGAAAAUGAAGUGAAUCGAUAUCGAAAAGAGAACAAAGAGUUAAAACGGCAAAUUGAAGAUUUACAAGCACAGUUAAUACAUGAUUCGAUUGAAGCUGGUCAAAAUUUGUUGAAAAAUUUUAACGAUGAUCCAAAGCUAUCAUUAGCUGACGAAUUAAGUGGCAAAGAUUCUACCGAGCUAAUGAAUGCAUUAAAAGAACAAGAAAUAUGUAAUCAAAAAUUACGGAAUUAUAUUAAUGGUAUAUUAAUGCGGGUUAUUGAAUUGCAUCCGGAAAUUUUGGAAAUUAAAGAGAAAGAUGAAAAGGAAUUAACCGAUAGCAGUUGA